CAAAUGCUGCUAAAAGCAAACCAAUAUCGUUGUCAUCGUCGUUUGUUGCUGACAUUUUAGAAUUUCAAUCGCGAAUAAGCGCUGCUACAAAGCGGAACAUCGAUUGGGUUGGAGAGCUCUGUACUCUGUGUAGUACACAUAAAGAGGCAAGCGGCGAAAUAGCAGAUUACCGGUGAUUUUGAUGUAAAAGCCGUGCAAAGUUUUGAAAAUCAAUCAAACAUACACACACACACAUAUAUACAAGAAACAAAAUGCAUCGCCUUGAAAGUUUUAAAAAACUUGUGAAAAUUUUCAUUUUAGCAUUUCUAUGCAAUGAAAUGCAUUCAGGCUUCACGCAAUCGAAUGCCGCCGAACACCAUUAUCCCAGCAGCAUAAAUGGCAGCGAGGCAACGUGGGAGCAUGCGCGCUAUCAGGCCAGCAUACGCCUGGCCCUAGAGGAUUAUGUGUUUGGUGAGGGGCACAUAUGCGGCGGUGCGGUGAUCGCGCCCUCCGUUGUGCUUACCGUAGCUCAAUGUGUACACAAUUACCAGACCCAGACGUCGCGUCACCCAGCUGAAUUGAAAGUGGUCAUGGGUACAUUGAAUCGUUAUCAACGCAACGAGCAUACUUUGGUCUUUGGUGUGACACACGUUCAUCGUCCGAAAACUUUCAACGCACACACUCUGCGUGAUAAUAUAGCGAUCAUAAUGUUAGAACGUGAUAUCCCACCCACGCAUCCAACUGUGAAACCGAUUAAUCUGAGUAUAUCUGCCUACUAUGGCGCUAAAGUGGAGGAGGAGGCACCACUGGAGGAUGCUUUGCGUCGGAAUACUUAUGUGGUGACCAGCUGGUUCGUUACGGAGGAGCACGUUCCCUACACACAACUCAUGUCGCUCAACGCCACGGAGCUGAGCGAUCAACAUUGUGCACAGAAGUACGGCGCACUCUACGGACCAGAUAUGUUGUGCAUUGCCUUUGCGGCUACACAAGACAAAGAAACUGCGUGCCAACAAAGCGCAGGCGCUGCUUUAGUACAAAAUAAUCUACUCUUAGGGCUCUCCCUAGCCGAAAGCUUGGAUGGUAAAGACACUACACAAUCAGCUGCUUUUGUCGAUGUGAGUCGUCACGCCCACUGGAUUUUGGAACAAAUCGGCGAUGGCACAAAUUGUAAUAGUUCGCUGUGGGCGACGCUUUUCGUCUUGCUCUUCACUGUUUGGACGGCGAAACGCACGAAAUGGUCGAAAUUUUGGCAUUAAAUUAUGAAAAGGAAAAAAAGGAGAAAUUUAUUUUUAAAAUUUUAUUAAUUUUUUUUUUUUAUUGUAUCGAUUUUUGAAUACAAUGAGUUGUGUUAGAAAAAAAAAAUGAAUUAAGGCUGAGCUGUAUAAUGCUAUACUGUAAAUUGUAUAUAUGUAUACUUGUAAAAAAUGAAUUAGGCCUACCAUAUUUUAAGCUUGGUAAUUAGUGCAAAUGUUUUGGAAAACCUCAAAAUCCUCCAAUUUUGUAGUUUAGGAGUUUUGUUAAAAUGGCUUUAAUCUUUACCAAAUACCUUAUUGCAUUUCAGAUAGACUUAAGUAGCGAUUUAUAAAUAGUUGAAAAGAUUGUGAGAAAUAAAACAUAAAUAUGUAAGUUUGUAAUAAAUAAAAAUAUUUCUUCUA
Ceratitis capitata (Mediterranean fruit fly) is the source of this 1634-nucleotide messenger RNA. RefSeq names its product chymotrypsin-2. Gene Ontology annotation, biological process: proteolysis. The coding region runs from base 252 to 1235 and encodes 327 amino acids. Gene Ontology annotation, molecular function: serine-type endopeptidase activity. The transcript has 4 exons. The record is from RefSeq and is a predicted model, not a curated record. Lineage: Eukaryota; Metazoa; Arthropoda; Insecta; Diptera; Tephritidae.